AUGGAUUCAUCACCUUUUCCAGAUGACAGCCAUUAUAGCAUGAAUAUUAACAUGCCCGACAUCAGCCCCAAGAUUCCUGAUGCUUACAUGUGCACUGCUAAGAAGCUAGAUCCUCAUGAAGCCUACAUUGUGAAAUAUGAGCCUGACAUCAGUGCCAAAACCGCACAUCACAUGCUUCUAUUUGGUUGCAAGGAUCUUUUAAACGAAGAUCACCUAUAUCCUACUCAUUGGAAUUGCGCCCAAGGAGAUCUAUGCAAUCGUAUGAGCAUAAUGUAUGGAUGGGCUAAAAAUGCACCUCCGAUGGAGCUUCCCAAAGAUGUUGGAUUUCUAAUUGGUGGUAAUAGUUCCAUUAGAUAUCUUGUUCUGCAAAUUCACUAUGCAAGGCCAUUGCCAGAUGGAGUGACUGACAACAGUGGUUUAAAACUCCAUUUGACAACUCAAAGGCAACGAUAUAUAACUGGUAUACGGUUACUUCUUGCCGACUCUGCAAGGAUUCCUCCUCUCAAUCCAAGAUACCAUGUGGAUGUCAAUUGCAAAUUUGAAGAGAAUUACGUUAUUCACUUGUUUGCUUAUCGGGUUCACACGCAUAAACUUGGAUCUGUUGUUUCUGGAUAUUCCUUCAACACUAAUAACAACAGUUGGACAUUUCUUGCCAAAGGAAAUCCACAGUGGCCUCAAGCAUUUUAUCCCAUGGAAAAACAGCAUACAAUAACAAGUGAUGAUAUUUUACUUGCCCGAUGUACAUAUAAUUCAACAGAAUCAUCUCAUGCUGUAAAAAUUGGGUCAUCUUCAACGGAUGAAAUGUGUAACUUGUACUUGAUGUACUAUACUGAGUACCGCAAUGCGUUAUCUGGCCAGUCUCCUCCGUGCGUUGGAAUCCAGUUCCCUGAAUUAAUGAACCAUUUGCCUCAUGAUAGCGACAUUCCUUUGCCUCGUAAUCCGGAAAUGGAGCAGCAAGCCUUUGGAGAAGGCCACCAUCACAACACAGCAAUAACUUAUAAUAAUGUCGAGCCAAAAGUCUCUUCGACUACGAGAAAUUUUGAUCUGGCCGCCAACAAAGAGACUUUAAAUCCAAGUAACCAGCUGAAUAAUGAAUACAUGUACAAAGAAGUUCGGGGAUGGCCAUCGAAAGAUUUAAAAUUUGGACAAAUAGCAGCUUGUACAAUAGAUCGCAAUGGCAAUGUUGUUCUCUUCCAUCGAGGAAAUCAUGUUUGGAAUGAACUGACUUUUGAUUACUAUAACAAUUAUUUACGUGCUAGUUUUGGCCCAAUAGCAACACCGACAAUUGUUGUAAUCGAUUCUGUCACAGGAUUAUUAAUUCGUCAGUGGGGCAGUGACUUCUUCUAUAUGCCACAUGGGUUAUCCAUUAGUCCUGACGGAAGUUACUGGGUUACGGAUGUGGCACUCCAUCAGGUUUUCAAGUUUGCUGAUGGGGCUAAGAGUCCAACUAUCACUCUAGGUGAAGCAUUUAUUCCUGGGAAUGAUAACUCUCAUUUUUGCAAACCAACAAGUGCAGCUGUAAGCAAAAAUGGUGAAAUAUAUGUUGCUGAUGGUUACUGCAAUUCAAGAAUUGUAAGAUUUUCUCCGGAGGGUAAAUUUAUAAGUCAAUGGGGUAAACAAGACAAUGCAAUUGAAAAAAUACCGCCCGUUGGUAGUUUUAGAAUACCGCAUAAAGUAGUGCUGCUUGAAGACCGUAACUUGGUAUGUGUGGCUGAUCGAGAAAAUGGCAGAAUUCAGUGUUUCGCCAUGGUGACUGGUCGAUUUCGCUUUCAGAUACAGAGAGAAGAAUUUGGAGGGACUUUGUACUCGAUUGCAUAUGCUCCAAAGAAAGGACUACUUUUGGCUGUUUGUGGUGAAGCUGUUUAUAAAGACCACCAAGUGCGGGCAUUUAUCUUUAACAUCACAGACCAGAAGCUUUUGAAUGUGUUUGCACCUAUGAGUGGUGUAAGCGCAGAACUAUCUAUAAGUACAUUCUCACGUCCUCAUGAUAUUGCAGUUCUACCGGAUGGUGAUGAAGCUUUUGUUUGUGAAAUAGGACCCAAUUUGAUAUGGAAAUUUAUACGAGCAUAUCAUAAAUCAACGAAGAAAGUUCUUGAUACUGCUAUUCUAAAGCCUCAUGAAGCUGUAUUUUCAAGUAAUAUGGCAGGUACAGUCAUAAACAAAGACAAAGUGUUGAGCAAUAAAACAAUUGGUUCAAGUGACGAUUCUACGAGAUUUGAAACUUCCCUUAUUAUCAUGGCUUUCUUAGCAAUUCCAGUUUUAUGCCUUGUCAUCGUAACUGUAAUUAUUAGACUUAAGCGUCGAGGAAAGCUGCAGCAAUCAUAUUUUGGCAACUUAAAAGGUUGGUGGGGUGGUUACCGCACACCCCAUCCCCAGGACAAAUUCAACUUGGGGAGCCUCUUGAAUCCCCACAAAGGCUUCGAUCGAGUGUCUGUCGAGGAGAGUGAUGCUGAGGGGGAAGAAGGAAGCGAGUCAGAUGUCGAAGAAUAUAGUGCAAUUGCAAAAAAGACUUAAUCUUCAAUGUAUGCCUAGAAUCUUAAACACUUGGAGGUUAUCUCUCUUAUGCUGGACACUGAAGGGUAACAAAUUUUAAACUUAAAACUGAAGGACUUUUUAAAUUGUUAUUGUGGAAAGUUGAAGAGGAAGG
Molecule: messenger RNA, 2647 nt
Organism: Uloborus diversus
Lineage: Eukaryota; Metazoa; Arthropoda; Arachnida; Araneae; Uloboridae
Product: peptidyl-glycine alpha-amidating monooxygenase-like
Exons: 21
Coding region: 1-2514 (837 amino acids)
Biological process (GO): peptide metabolic process
Cellular component (GO): extracellular region; membrane
Molecular function (GO): protein binding; oxidoreductase activity, acting on paired donors, with incorporation or reduction of molecular oxygen, reduced ascorbate as one donor, and incorporation of one atom of oxygen; copper ion binding
Source: RefSeq, a predicted model, not a curated record